AUGGGAUGCUGUGGUAGUAAGAACAAAGUGGUACCACCUGCUAAAUCAAAUGCUUAUAGUACCAUAACUCCAGCGACAGCAAGAGAUGACAAACCUACAGCUAAUAAUCCACCUCCUCCUCCACAACAGGACAACUCAGCAAUGCAACGAUUUAAUAAAGUUGCACUUAGUACAACCAAUCCUCUACCACUUGUUAGCGGCUAUGGUGAUGAACCAGUUGGAACAUUAGAAGAAGCACUUCAACCUGUUGAUGGUAGAAUUGAUAAUGCAGCUCAUUAUAUUCAAGAUGCUAAAGCAAAAUGUCAUUUCCCAUCAGAACAUGGUCUGACUCGUGAUGAAUCUGCUGCGAUAUAUAUUUAUUCAAAAAAAUGGAAUAAUCGAUAUGUAUCCGAUCAGUUACAACAAGCGUUCAGCACUCAAAAUCGUUCUCAACUUCAACCAUGGUAUAAAUAUCUUAGAUUGCUAAAAAGUGGACUUGAUAAAUUACCGGCUACAACAACAGGAAUUUGGCAAGGAAUGCCUUUUGAUGAUAGACUUAAUGAAAAACUUAGUUCAAAUUCGACAGUACUCUAUACUUGUUUGGGUUCAUGUGCACCGACUGAUGGUGAACUUAAAUCUUAUCUACAAAAAAAUUACGGACCAAAAACAAUGCUUCUUAGUUAUGAAUCAGUCAAUGGAAAAGCUAUAACUAAUUAUACUGCUAGUAAAUCUCCAGAGAUAAUGAUAUGGCCUGGUAUAAAAAUGGGUGUAUCAAAAUACGCGGUAGUAGAUUCAAAUGGUUCAGUAGUUGCACAUCUACUUAAAAAAAAUGAUCCUCCUAAACAAGUCACAAUAAAAAAGCCACCAUCUGAAAAACAUUUCGUCUGCCCGACUAAUUGUUGUGGUAACCGUUGUCGUGGUAACCACAAACCUGAGCAUUGCUAUGGUUUUUCUAAUCUUCAAAAUUAA
Messenger RNA from Adineta steineri, 948 nucleotides. Lineage: Eukaryota; Metazoa; Rotifera; Eurotatoria; Adinetida; Adinetidae. The record is from the annotation of a GenBank genome assembly.